AUGCGUGAGCUCGAUGCGGCCUUGUCAACGUUUCGCCCGCGGCUUGUUGAGGCUCGCAUCGGCCAGCCACGCUUUGUCGCUACCGAAGACGAGCUUCCCGCUGCGGUCUUCACUUGGUGGAAUCUGCUUGAUGCGGUCAUGGCGACUGCCGACAUCAGUGAGAGGUACCAAACAGGCUACCUUCGCGAGUUCCAAGUGCGUCGCAUGCUGAGCCUUGCGCGGCUGCCAGGCAUGCGCACUUACUGCGAGAUCGGCAUGAACGGCGGCCACAGCACCGCCGCAAUGCUGGAGGCCAAUGCCAACCUCAUAGUGCACAGCUGGGACCUAAUGAAGUUCAAGUACAGCCGCCCGGUCACUGAUCUGCUCACGCGCUUCGGCCAUCGAGUCAACUUCCACGCCGGCGAUACGCGAAGAACGCUCACGGCCAGCGUCUUCAAUGUCACAUGCGACCUAAUCCUCGUCGACGGUGAUCACACCUUCGAGGGGGCCUUGAGGGACAUGCGUCGCUUGAAGGCGUUCGCCACACCUCAGAGCAUCGUCGUGGUCGAUGACAUCGCACUGCCACCGGGCCAGGCGUUGGACCAGCUUUGCCGCCCAACCAACUGCAUGCGGUGGGGAUUUGCGGUGGCCGCCUACAACUUGACGUCAACGCCUAUCUCCCGAGCCAUCUAG
Molecule: messenger RNA, 672 nt
Organism: Emiliania huxleyi CCMP1516
Lineage: Eukaryota; Haptophyta; Isochrysidales; Noelaerhabdaceae
Exons: 2
Coding region: 1-672 (223 amino acids)
Source: RefSeq, a predicted model, not a curated record